CUGCGGUACCCGCAUUUUAAAAUUUCUCAAUCUAUCAUUGAUAGCCUCUUGACUCUAGAGGCAAAAAAAAUUAAGGAUCUUGAAAAUAAUUAGCAACAUCAGGCUUACAACACACAAGGAGAGCUCACCACGGGUCCUGCAAACACAAUCAAAGAAUCCCUUGCUCGUACUUGACUACGUCCGGGUUUCGCUCGCGGAGACGGAGGCAUGGCAUCUACAUCGACGAAGGCAACCGCCACGAAAUCGAUUCUGACACCAUCAAUGACUUUGAAGGGCCAUAAAGACUCGAUUCGAUCUAUAUCCUACUUUCCAGACGGCCAGCGAAUGAUCAGCGGAUCUUAUGAUAAGACCGCUCGACAUUGGGAUCUAAAGGCAGGAAAGGAGAUCGAGGAAGCACGGGGUGUUUGUGAGAAGGAGGUAUGGGCAGUGGCAGUAUCAAGGGAUGGUCGAUUGGUUGUCACCGCUGGUGGAGAUUCGAGUAGUGCGGAGCUGAAAGCUUGUGAGGUUGAGACGGGGAUUGUGAAAACAUUCAAAGGCCACUCGGUUACGAUCAACUGCAUUGAUAUCUCUGUGGACAACACCCUGCUGGCGAGCGGGGAAGAUAAUUUUACAGCACGGAUAUGGAACAUGGACACCGGCAAACUCGUGGCUGGUCCACUUACGAGCAAUGAUUGGGUGGGCGCAAUUCGAUUCUCCACAAAUUCGAAAAAGCUUGCGGUCAAGUCGUUGGUGGGGAAGCACCUUGAAGUCUGGAAUGUCGACACCCAGGAAUUGGAUGUUAAGACAGGCCUGACAUAUGGUGGACAAGAAUUCACGUAUUCGCCGGUACUCUGGACAAACAACAACAAAACCAUCAUAGCCGCAUUCAGCUUCACCACAGAUGACAAUGUCAGGAUAAUCUACGAGUUUGAUGCGUCAACGCUAGACCCUGUCGGAAUUCCUUUUGAAGGGCACACUGAGGUUGUCGACAGUCUAGCACUUUCGUUUGAUGGAGCUCUCCUUGCCAGUGGUUCUUUCGAUGAUACCAUCAAGCUCUGGGAUUGCGAGUCCCGCCAGCUUCUCGCCUCUUUCGACGUUCAGAAUCUCAUUACCCUUGUCCUCUCACCCGAUUCGCGCCAACUAGCUUACGUGACAUGCACCAAAGAUGAUUACAAGAUCUACAUCUGCGAAACUCCACCUGACAUCCUUGCUCAGGCCUGUACCAGUGUACGCAAAAAGUCAGCCUGCAGCCAUUUACCAUCCACUCCCAUCAGUUUCGCCUCACAGUCCGAAUCCUGGACUGACAGACACGCCGGAACCUUUCGCGUACAGCCUACAGACAUGCGACCGCUUCCUGAUAUGCAGCAGUGGCCUGCUGACAUGCAGUCAUCGUCUGAUAAGAUGUGGGGGAAACACUACGAACUGGGAUUCCAGCCACUGGAGACACUGCAUUCUAAUGGAGGCCCUACGGCAGAUCUCCAAAGUACAACAAUAUCGCCUGUCAUAGCUCUUCUUCCUCCACUGCAGAUACCCUCUUCUACAGUAGGUUCACGGCUAUCCCAGUUACGCCACGAACCCCGCGAACUCCUUCCCUCCUCUUCCCAUGCGCAUACAGUCUUAUCCGCUUGUAACGAUGAGCCCCAUGAUCUCCCCCCUGAAGCGGUGCUCCAAAACCUCACAGGAUACAUCACUAAGGACGAAGACUAUCCUACUGCUCGUGGCGGGUUUGGGGAGAUCUGGAAAUGCACCUAUCAUAUAGAUCGGAGAUCGGUCAAAGUCGCAGUGAAAGCGUUUCAGGCGUACACGGCUGAUCAACUUGGUGCAGCGAAGGCGAAAAAGAUCAAGAGGAUAAAGCGUGAACUCAGGAUAUGUGCCAGCCUCGACCAUGCAAAUAUUCUGCGCGUUUUUGGUUAUACGUAUGGCUUCGGCCCAUUUGUAGCAAUAGUCAGUCCUUGGGCGGAGAACGGUAACUUGACCGUCUAUUUGGAGCGCGAAGGUGUGGCUCUUCCUCUCUUAAGAGAAAUUAUAGCUGGCCUGCGAUAUCUUCACGCCAACAGUAUCAUCCAUGGUGACUUCAAUGGGCCUAACGUGCUGAUCCAUGGUGAUGGCACUGCUUGUGUUGCUGACUUCGGUCUUUCGUUGAUGUAUUCCGAGUUUAUAAGCGCCUCUCAAGCUUCCUGGACGUCCACGCUCAAAGGAAACAUGCGAUGGAUGGCUCCUGAAAUGCUUGUCGAGCGGGAGGAUGGCUCUCAAGCUCGGCCAAGCGAGCAAAGUGAUAUGUAUUCAUUCGGCGGUAUCAUGCUGCAGGUCCUCACCAACAAAGUACCCUAUUAUCACCUCACGAAUGAUGCCGCCAUCAUACUUUGCAUAGCAAAGUCGCAAACGCCUGCCCGAUCUCGUUAUGCUGAGGUCCCUGAACAAUACUGGAAAUUUAUCGAACGAUGUUGGUCUACUGCUCCUCAGGACCGUCCCUCGACAGAGCGAGCUGACACUUCUGACGCAACUCGUCGUCCUCCUGCUGGGCGCCGCAGACCACCAAUAUCUGUCAUACAUAUGCUGCCGAGACCUUUGCCCGCAAUAGACCCGCAGCAAACCGUUUUCGUUCGCCUUCGCAAAUUUCUUCCUUUCUCGUCUCGCACAAACGCAGCACACCCUGUUCGGAACGAUCAACUUCGUAAUCCCUUAGAUUUCUCGGCUACAUUGCCCCUACCCCCUCUCUCAGGGCACACCUCAACUCAGGGACGUCCAGAUAUGAAUUCCGGAGAGAGCUCUCAACCACUACCAAUCACUCGAUCGUCUCCCUCACCACCCACCACAUUCACAUCCCGCAUACACCAGCUAUCAUCCUGGUGGCCCGUUCGUGGAGGUAAUGCACAGUCCCGCAACGUCGAUGUCCCUCUCGCGCAGGCUAAAGAGCGCAAUGCUGCAGCGGAUGCUUCGAAAAAAGAUGAAGAUAUAGUACCCUCGACCCUCCCUCACCGAACCCUGAUUCACAACCACCAGUCGCUGCGGUGCAGACUAGCACGGAAGAGCAUGGAGGCGACCGGUCAUGUUUCUGCUUCUAGCAUUGUGCAUUUGACAUUCCCUGUACUUUAA
Messenger RNA from Suillus subalutaceus, 3075 nucleotides. RefSeq lists its product as uncharacterized. The transcript is spliced from 13 exons. The record is from RefSeq and is a predicted model, not a curated record. Gene Ontology annotation, biological process: protein phosphorylation. NCBI's taxonomy places the organism in Eukaryota, Fungi, Basidiomycota, Agaricomycetes, Boletales, Suillaceae. Gene Ontology annotation, molecular function: ATP binding; protein binding; protein kinase activity. The coding region runs from base 208 to 3075 and encodes 955 amino acids.